Torulaspora delbrueckii is the source of this 1074-nucleotide messenger RNA. RefSeq names its product tyrosine protein phosphatase YVH1 (gene YVH1). Gene Ontology annotation, molecular function: protein tyrosine/serine/threonine phosphatase activity. The coding region runs from base 1 to 1074 and encodes 357 amino acids. Gene Ontology annotation, cellular component: nucleus. Gene Ontology annotation, biological process: protein dephosphorylation. NCBI's taxonomy places the organism in Eukaryota, Fungi, Ascomycota, Saccharomycetes, Saccharomycetales, Saccharomycetaceae. The transcript has a single exon. The record is from RefSeq and is a predicted model, not a curated record.
AUGGUAGUCCAAAGAGAGGCCGAUAUCAGCCGAAUUUUGGGUAACAUUUACAUUGGUAGCAUUCAGCCUAUUUCCGAGCAUAUUCCUUUGAAUGCUCAGUAUAAUAUAACACAUAUUCUCUCGGUGAUAAAAUUUCAAAUUAUCCCAGAAUAUUUGGUAAGGAAGAAUUAUACUCUGAAAAACGUUGGAAUCGAUGACGAUGAUACGACAGAUAUUUUACAAUAUUUCAACGAAACAAACAAAUUCUUGGAUCACUGUCUGUUCCCCAACGAAAGAGAGUAUGAUCCGGCAAAAGUGGACUUCAAGCGGAAACCACAAGCAGGUGCAGCUUUGGUCCAUUGUCAAGCUGGUGUCUCAAGAUCAGCCGCUUUCGUUGUGGCGUACUUGAUGUACAGAUAUGGUCUCAAUUUGAAGACGGCUCUUCAUGCUGUGCGCAGAAAGAGGCCAUCCGCACAACCGAAUAACAAUUUCAUGGAGCAGCUAGCCAUAUAUGAAGCGAUGGGUUCUAAUGAGGUUACGAAUGAUUUUCAACAGUACAAGCAAUGGAGAUUGACGAACUCGGUUAAAUGUGAUCCUGCAGGACUAGAAAUCUUGUCAAGAGAUGACACUUUUAAGAAGGACGAAGAGAAGGAUUUGACUAAGAUGACUCCAGAAGAAUUGUCCCAAGUCAAAGUUGCACGUUGUAAGAAGUGCAGGCAAAGACUAGCACUUUCCACUUCUUUCAUUGCCCAUGAACCUCCAAGCAAAGAGUCGAUGGAAGGUCAUUUUAUCAGACGCGCCGCUAAUUCUCACAGAAUCAUAGGUAUUCAAGAGUCACAGAGCGUGUGCUCACAUUUCUUCGUGGAGCCACUGAAUUGGAUGAAAGAAGAAUUGCAAGGGAAGCAAGAGUUAGAAGGAAAAUUCUUUUGCCCUUCCUGUAGUACAAAGGUUGGUGGCUACAACUGGAAAGGGUCAAGAUGUAGUUGCGGGAAAUGGGUCAUUCCAGCUAUCCAUUUAAGAAGCAACAAAGUGGACCAGCUAUCGCUCUCAGCUCAAGUGCUGUCAAAUAAAACGCACUUUGAUCUCAGUCAAUAG